This is a messenger RNA of Miniopterus natalensis, 2201 nucleotides long. It is a transcript of the gene ZNF577, whose product is annotated as zinc finger protein 577. Lineage: Eukaryota; Metazoa; Chordata; Mammalia; Chiroptera; Miniopteridae. The record is from RefSeq and is a predicted model, not a curated record. Gene Ontology annotation, molecular function: RNA polymerase II cis-regulatory region sequence-specific DNA binding; DNA-binding transcription factor activity, RNA polymerase II-specific. Gene Ontology annotation, biological process: regulation of transcription by RNA polymerase II.
GAUUUUAGAAAUCAUUAGGGAAAGAGAGGCAGGGACAUCGUGCGUGAGAGAAAUAUCGAUGGGUUGCUCCCCCGUGGGGAUCGACCCCGCAACCCAGGUUCUGGUCUACGGGAACAAGACAUUUUCAGUGCUAGAAGAAGGAGGUUCCAGCUUUGGGAGACCAUCAUAUCUUACAGCAACCUGACCUGAGACAUCUGACUGCAGUUUCCUGGCAGACCCAGAGACACAGAGGACAAAGCACACCUCAGAGUUGCCAGUCCUUUCUUCAGAACUUGAGAAAAUGACCAUGGCCCAGGAAUUGUUAUCAUUCAAGGACGUGGCUGUGGGCUUCACACGGGAGGAGUGGCAGCUAUUGGAUCCAUCUCAGAAGGACCUGUACAGGGACGUAAUGUCAGAGAACUACAACAACCUAUUGUCCAUAGGAUAUCAAGUUACCCACCCAGAUUCACUCUUCUGGCUGGAGCGAGGAGGACCAUGGUGGAUAGCAGAGGGGGUAGCCUAUAAUCCAACCUGUCCAGAAGAAAUAUGGGAGAUUGAUCAUAUGCAGUGGCAUCCAGAAAACCAAAAUGAGAUUAAAACUUUGGAAAGAUGUCAACAAAGUUAUGUACUUGGAAAUAAUUUCAAUAUAUGCAAAAGUCUUGUUUCUUUAACAGCAAGACGCAGUAAGUUUGGCUCACAGUGUAAAAAUUUGAAGUCACAUUUAGGUUUUGUUAACCAGAAUAGAAGAUAUGCAGGAAAGGAUUCUGAUGAGUUCAUUUUCUAUGGAAAGUCAUCUUUCUACAUCCAGCAUGAUAAAACUACUGGAAUUAAAUGCCAUGGAUGUGUUAAACCCAGUAGCACUAAAUCACAGCUCAGCGACCAUCAAAACACUAAUCCAGGAGAGAAACCACUUGAAUGCAGUGAGUGCGGGAGAGCCUUCUCCAGGAAAGCACUGCUCAUUAGACAUCAGAGAACAGAAAGAGGAGAGAAACCCCACAGAUGCAAUGAAUGUGGGAAAACAUUCAGGAGGAAGAUUCAGCUCACUGAACAUCAGAGAACUCACACAGGAGAGAAACCCCAUGAAUGUAAUGAGUGUGGAAAAGCAUUUUCCAGAAAGUCACAGCUUGUGGUACAUCAGAGAACUCAUACAGGAGAGAAACCCUAUGGAUGCAGUGAAUGUGGGAAAGCCUUCAGCCGGAAGUGCCUGCUCAGUAGACAUCAGCGGUCUCAUACUGGAGAGAAACUCUACGGAUGCAGCGUGUGUGGGAAAGCCUUUUCCCAGAAGGCAUACCUCAUUGCACAUCAGAGACUGCACACAGGAGAGAAGCCUUAUAAAUGCAGUGAAUGUGGAAGAACCUUCUUUUUUAAGUCAGACCUGACCAAGCAUCAGAGAAUUCACACAGGAGAGAAACCUUAUGAAUGCAGUCAGUGUGUAAAAGCCUUCAGAAGCAAGUCAAAGCUCAUUCAGCAUCAGCGAACUCAUACUGGAGAGAGACCAUAUGCAUGCCAUGAAUGUGGCAAAGCCUUUGCCCACAUGUCAGUCCUCAUUAAACAUAAGAAAACUCAUACAAGAGAGAAAGCUGUAAAUUCACUGAUGGUAGAGAAAACUUCCUCAGGGAGUCAGAACUCUUUAUACACCAGUGAACUCUUAAAGGAGCAAAACCAUAUGAACACAGUGCCUGUGGAAGUGUCUUCUUCAGGAACUCAACACUUAUUAAACAUCAGUGAACUUUUAGGGGAUAGAAAAGUAGUGAUUGUGAAACAGCCUUUUCCCAGAAGUCAAGCCUUAGUAGAUAAUCAGGAAUUUGCACAGGGAAUAAGCCUUGCAAAUGCAGUGAGUGUGACAACAUCUUCAGUAAUAAAUUAUGUAUUGUAUGUUACAAAUGUGUAGAAAAAAGUCCUCUGGUAUCAGAAAUGUGGAAAAGCCUUUAGCAAGAAUUCUGCACAUGUUAUAUGUUAGGGCUCACUUAGGACAGAAAAGCUUUGGGUACAUUGGUUGUGGAGAACACUUCUGUGAGAAGCUAGACUUAUUCAGUGUCAGUGAAAUCAUAUUGGGCAGAAAUGCAGCUAUUGUGGGGAAGCCUUUGCCUAGAGGUGAUAUCACAAUUGGUAUCAAAUAAUUCUCACAGGUCCAAAACCUUAGGAAAGAAUGUGGUGGUUUUUAUUUAUUGAUUUGAGAGAGAGAGAGAAAAACAAACAUCAGUUUGUUGUUCCACUUAUUU